AUGCAACCUGCGCCUUGCUGCGCACUCACUAGCGUUCCGAUCGGCUAUACGCAAGUUGACUCGUCUAUAUUCCCCAGGGUUGUCAAGAGUCCCUGGCCCGAACCACCCUCCGCGGCGCUCGGAACGCGCUCCAACUUCUCAACCGCGCAUGGGGCUUGGUUGAUCCCUACAACUAUGGAGAAUCACCGCCGUGACGACUCGCCUUCCGGCCUUUCUGAUAUUGUAGAGGGCGAAGGCUUGCUCGGUACGGGCAUUACAACCCGUCAUAUCGAGGCAUUCGGCCGCAAGGUGACCUCAACCGCAGGUCACUUAAUAGGCCCAGCCGAUCAGCAGCAAAGUGCCAUCUACCAAAAUGCCAUGACCGACAUCCACCCCCAGACCACCCCGACGGAUCUGGUGCGGUCGAGGCUGUCGACCUCUGAAAUCCAAUCGCGUGCUCUCUCGUCACUUCCUGAUAACCUCCUUCACGACCUCCCCGAAGACUCGAGCUCCUAUUCUCUCUUCCAAGGCUUCCAAGCCACGCUCCCCGAAGAUGACCACGCACAUAAACGAUCGCACCGGAGGCGGUCGUCUAAGGGCGGAAAGCUCUUGAAAGAUAGCGAAAAAGGAGGUUUGCUGACCGCUGGCCCGGCCGGAUUGAAAGAAGAGCGCCAAGUACUUAGUCGUCGACUAGACAUGAUGGGAGUCCGGAAGAACAUGUGCAGCGCGGAGAUACACGAGAUCGAUAAUAAGAUCGCCAACUUGCACAAAAUGCGUCAGAUUGUUCUCGACCGAUUAGCCGGCCUAGAAAUGGACGAGGCCGCCCUGGAACAUGAUUUGACCGAGAUUGAUAUAAAAUUAGAUGAACUUCCAGAAGAGUCUCUUGGAGAGUCUACGAUGACUGAGACACCCAAAUCACUGGAGGGCCAGGAAAAUUCUUCAGAUGAUCCGGCCAUGGAGGCCUCUUUCAUGUCGGAAUCGAUAUACGAGAAGAUUCCUUCAACCCCUUCAAGGAGUCUCCGCCAUAGAUCUAUAAGAAAACGCUCCAUGCCCAUCCUCCAUGAACACUUUGCGCCGGGGUCAUUGAUCAAAGAAAUCGAAGCGCAUACGGAUAUGGUUACUGCGAUUGACUUUGACUAUCCGUUCGGAACCAUGAUUAGCGCCGCACUCGACGAUACCGUUCGGGUCUGGGACAUGAACGUCGGACGGUGCUCGGGACUCCUGGAAGGCCAUCACGCCUCAGUCCGAUGCUUGCAGAUAGAGGACAAUAUCGUUGCGACAGGCUCGAUGGAUGCAUCCGUCCGAUUAUGGGACCUGAGCCGUGCUCGGACCGCCACCAAUGACAGCAGCCGCUUAAACAAGCAUGAGCGCGUUGAAGACGACGAACAAUCCGCCCCCGUACUGCCCUCUUCCAACCUGGAAGACUGUCAUGUGUUUUCGCUGGAGGCACAUAUGGAUGAAGUGACUGCCCUUCAUUUUAAGGGCGAUACUCUCAUCUCUGGAUCUGCCGAUAAGACUCUGCGCCAAUGGGAUCUGGUUAAAGGCCGAUGUGUACAGACCCUGGAUGUCUUGUGGGCAGCAGCACAAUCGUCUUCGUCGACUUCUGACGGAAGCUGGCGCCCAUCUGGCCGCCUUCCAGAUGCCUCUGCUGACUUUGUUGGGGCAGUUCAGUGCUUUGACGCUGCUUUGGCCUGUGGAACCGCUGAUGGCAUGGUGCGUCUCUGGGAUCUUCGUAGUGGUCACGUUCAUCGAAGUCUUGUGGGCCACACCGGCCCAGUCACCUGUCUCCAGUUUGAUGAUGUGCAUCUGGUGACUGGUAGUCUUGACCGGAGCAUUCGGAUUUGGGAUCUACGAACGGGAUCCAUUUACGAUGCAUUCGCCUUCGAGAAGCCGAUCACAAGCAUGAUGUUUGACCAAAAGCGAAUCGUGGCCGCUGCCGGUGAGAAUGUGGUCAAGGUCUACGACAAGGCUGAUGGACACCAUUGGGACUGUGGUGCUGGCGUCGGGCUGGACGACGAGGGCCCAAUGCCCUCGACGGUCGAGCGUGUCCGCAUCAAAGAUGGGUAUCUUGUUGAAGGACGUAAAGACGGCACGCUGGGUGCCUGGACCUGCUAA
Molecule: messenger RNA, 2094 nt
Organism: Penicillium chermesinum
Lineage: Eukaryota; Fungi; Ascomycota; Eurotiomycetes; Eurotiales; Aspergillaceae
Gene: mdv1
Exons: 7
Coding region: 1-2094 (697 amino acids)
Biological process (GO): protein polyubiquitination
Cellular component (GO): SCF ubiquitin ligase complex
Molecular function (GO): ubiquitin-like ligase-substrate adaptor activity; protein binding
Source: RefSeq, a predicted model, not a curated record